AUGGCCUCGAAAAAUAACGGUCUGUUGGAAUGUCCGAAAAAGGAUGGAAUGAAAGUCCAAGGUAAUGCUAUCAAUGCAUUACUUGUGAAUGAAACUGUUCGGGAUCUCAUUAAAUUUUUUGAUAAUCCCGAACCUGCUGCGGUUCAAUGUCAUAGAUGUGCGACCAAUGAAGCUGACUAUUGGUGUGAUGGUGAUUGCAGACACUGUUUUUGCUCUGACUGUUGGAAUACCAUCCACGAAGUAGGUCAAUACCGCACUCAUACGAGACGUUCUGUUGGAGACAGACCUCGUGAGGUACCUCAAUGCCAAGGUCAUGGUGAUCAUUCCAUACAAUUUUGGUGCGAACAAUGUGCGAGAGAGAUUUGUGGUGAGUGUCAACAAACACAACAUGCGGGCCAUACGUCUACUGAAAUUGGUACUUAUGUGAGGCAAUUAAAAGAACAGUGCGAAGUUCGUUUGGAAGGAGUUCAGGCGUCGUUGAACUACCGAUCGGAUCGAGCGGAUAAACUGAUUACCGAAGUGGAAAAGGAAAGUGAAUUCAAUCAAACUCGGGUCCGUGAAACCAUGCAAAAUCUUCGCAAUCUGAUCGAUCGACGAGAAGAGACUUUGCUGGGUGAAAUUCGUCAAGUAGAGACGGCUGAUAAAAGCGCAAUCGAAGAACAUAAACUUUUGCUUCAAGACGAACAACAGAAUUUAAUUGAACAGGUGUUAAAUUUUGCUGUUGUUUCCAAAGAUGAACAACCGCAAAGACUUUUGAAUGCUAGAAGACCGUUUGACGAUUUUAUUAGAAGGGCAGACGCGAGGCUGUCAGACCUUAAACCACGGUCAAGAAUCAAAAAUCAUGUCACAGGUCUCGAAGAUUUGGCUACUCUACAAACUAAAAUUGAAAAUGUCAAAUUCGAACCACUAAGACACACAAACCCAAAUGUUGAACAGAUUUUCGAUAAUAAUCCGAACAGUACAACACUCAACUUGAGUUCAUCGAGACUCAAAGAUCUAGAUAUAGAACUUGUGGCGAAUAGAUUAGCAUGCCACAGGACACUUACAACGUUAAAAUUGUAUAGCAGUGAAAUUAGUGAGAUGGGAGCACAGUAUUUAGCCGACGCUCUUCGAACGAAUCAAACACUCACUAAUCUGGAAUUGCAUAACAAUAAAGUCGGAACUGAAGGAUUGGAACAUUUUGCUGAUGCACUACGGACGAACAAAACGCUAACGAUACUGACUUUGUAUCAUAAUGGUAUCAAGAAUGAAGUAGCACAGUGUAUUGCGGAUGGACUGAAAACUAAUAAAAGAAUGGAAACUCAGAUUCGAAAUGUUAACGACAUACCAGUACCAACAUGUGCCAAUGAAGUUCUUUUACGAAAGAUCACUGAUAAUGGAAACAACACCACUUUAAAUUUAUCGUCUUCCAAUCUAACUGAUCAAGAUAUGGAAUUUGUAGCUUAUACGCUGAAAACAAAUACGGUUGUCACUACAUUAUAUUUGAAUGACAAUCAAAUUGGAGUUGUUGGGACAGAAUAUCUAGCCGAUGGUUUACAAAUGAACAGAACGCUAAAGGAGUUAUAUCUAAAUCAGAAUCAAAUUGGAGAUGUCGGGGCACAACAUAUUGGUAAAGCAUUGGAAACUAAUCGAACACUAACUCGCUUGGAUAUUUACACCAACCAAAUCGGACCUAUCGGAGCUGGACAUCUGGCAGAAGCAUUGAAAGUUAAUACAACACUUAAUAUUUUGGAUCUUCGAAAUAAUCAGAUUGGUGAAAAUGGAGCUCAGCAUCUAGCAAAUGCUUUAACGGUUAAUAGAAGUUUGACUUACAUCGAUUUGCGUUGGAAUCAAAUCGGAGAUAAUGGAGCAGAAAAAUUAGCCGAAAUGUUACGAACAAAUCAAACACUGCAGCAGCUUUGGUUAUCUAAUAAUCAGAUCGGAGACGGUGGAGCUCAGCACAUCGCAAAUGCGUUAACAACUAACCAAAUACUUACUCAAUUGGGACUUUCUAAAAAUGGAAUUACUGACACAGGUGCGCAAUACUUAGCUAAUGUUCUUCGAACUAAUCAGACGUUAACUCACCUUAAUUUGGGAGGAAACCAAAUUAAAGAUACUGGAGCACAGCAUCUUGCCGAAGUAUUGAUAAGAAACCAGAUUCUUACUGGUCUGGAUUUGAAUGGAAAUCAAAUUACAAACACAGGAGCACAACAAUUAGCCAAUGCGCUGAAUAACAAUAGGAAAUUUAAUCAUGAAAAUUGUUACUUCGAGAACCGAAAUGACACGAGAAACACAACAUUAACGCAUCUAUAUCUACAUGAAAAUCAAAUCAAGGAUGAGGGCGCCCGACACCUCGCUGCUAUGCUGACUCAGAAUCAAGGACUCAAGGAGUUGUCUCUUUCUUAUAAUCAAAUUGGAAAUGACGGAGCACAACAGUUGGGCAACGCAUUGGGGCAGAACAGAACAAUACAAGUCAUAUACCUAGUUAAUAAUAACGGUAUCUCCAAUGCAACGAGAACCAAUAUACAACAGCAACAACCACGAAUCAAAUUCUCUAUUUGA
Molecule: messenger RNA, 2541 nt
Organism: Adineta ricciae
Lineage: Eukaryota; Metazoa; Rotifera; Eurotatoria; Adinetida; Adinetidae
Source: the annotation of a GenBank genome assembly